Messenger RNA from Funneliformis geosporum, 201 nucleotides. NCBI's taxonomy places the organism in Eukaryota, Fungi, Glomeromycota, Glomeromycetes, Glomerales, Glomeraceae. The record is from the annotation of a GenBank genome assembly.
AUGGAUAAAGAAAGUUGGUCAAAAAUCUCUGAUUUAAAUACUCAAAAAAUUGAACAAAAGGAAAAGUAUGAGAAUCAAAUAGUAGAAUUGGAACUAAAAAAUGAAGAGUUAGAAACAAAGGUAGAAAAGUUAGAUGAUAAGCAUCAAAUGUUUGAAACAGUAUUGAAACACGAUGCUACAAUGGAAAAACUUUUGAAUUGA